Molecule: messenger RNA, 2072 nt
Organism: Eucalyptus grandis
Lineage: Eukaryota; Viridiplantae; Streptophyta; Magnoliopsida; Myrtales; Myrtaceae
Product: low affinity inorganic phosphate transporter 1
Exons: 2
Coding region: 295-1854 (519 amino acids)
Biological process (GO): phosphate ion transport; transmembrane transport
Cellular component (GO): membrane
Molecular function (GO): phosphate transmembrane transporter activity
Source: RefSeq, a predicted model, not a curated record
CCCCAGCUAGGUACGCCCCCCUCAAUCUUUCUCUCUCUCUCUCUCUCUUAUUCAUGAAUGCAAGGGACGAAAGACACCUCCCCUUCCCUCUUUCGAACUGCAUGCAUUUAUGAUUCUUGACUCCUUGAACUGCCCCUACUCAUUUCCUCCACCUUCAAACUAAGAAAGUUACAGAACAGAAGUCGAAUCGUCUUUCUGAAGCUCUCUUCUGGAGAGAAGCAAGAAGCAGAGGAGGCAACCAUUUUCGCCGGUACUCAACCCUCCGAGGCUGUUCAGUUGCAGAGAAAUUGCUCCAUGGCAGGGGAACAACUGCAAGUCCUAAACGCUCUCGAUGUGGCCAAGACGCAAUGGUACCAUUUCACGGCGAUCGUGAUCGCCGGCAUGGGAUUCUUCACCGACGCGUACGACCUCUUCUGCAUCUCCCUCGUCACCAAACUGCUCGGCCGCAUCUACUACACGAAGCCGGGCUCCCCCACCCCAGGAAGCCUCCCCUCGAACGUGGCGGCCGCGGUCAACGGCGUCGCCUUCUGCGGCACCCUCACCGGCCAGCUCUUCUUUGGCUGGCUCGGUGACAAGAUGGGCCGGAAGCGAGCCUAUGGCAUGACCCUCAUGCUCAUGGUCCUAUGCUCCAUCGCCUCGGGGCUCUCCUUUGGCCACAACCCGACAGGGGUCAUGGCCACUCUGUGCUUCUUCAGGUUCUGGCUCGGGUUCGGCAUCGGAGGGGACUACCCUCUCUCGGCCACGAUCAUGUCCGAGUAUGCCAACAAGAAGACCCGGGGUGCCUUCAUCGCCGCGGUCUUCGCGAUGCAGGGUUUCGGGAUUCUGGCGGGCGGAAUGGUCGCCAUCAUAGUCUCCUCGGCUUUCGAUUCGAAAUACCCUGCUCCGGCGUACGAAGUUGACAAGGCGCGCUCCACCGUGCCUGAGGCUGACUACGUGUGGCGGAUCAUCCUGAUGUUCGGUGCCCUCCCUGCUCUGCUCACUUACUAUUGGCGCAUGAAGAUGCCCGAGACAGCCCGCUACACAGCCCUGGUCGCCAAGAACGCCAAGAAGGCCGCUGCCGACAUGUCGAAAGUCCUCUUUGUCGACCUCGAGGUGGAGCAAGAGAAGGUGGAGCGCCUGUCCCGGGAGCAGAGGAACGACUUCGGCCUCUUCUCAAGGCAGUUCCUCCACCGCCACGGCCUCCACUUGCUUGGGACGAUGAGCACGUGGUUCUUGCUCGACAUCGCCUUCUACAGCCAAAACCUAUUCCAAAAGGACGUCUUCAGUGCCAUCGGGUGGAUCCCCAAGGCAAAGACCAUGAACGCGAUUGAGGAGGUAUUCCGGAUCGGCCGGGCGCAGACCUUGAUAGCCCUGUGCAGCACGGUCCCUGGGUACUGGUUCACCGUGGCGUUGAUCGACCACAUGGGUCGGUUCGCGAUCCAGCUGAUGGGCUUCUUCUUCAUGACGGUGUUCAUGUUCGCCCUGGCGAUCCCGUACCACCACUGGACGCUGCCCGACCACCGGAUCGGCUUCGUGGUCAUUUACUCGCUCACCUUCUUCUUCGCCAACUUUGGGCCGAACGCGACCACGUUCGUGGUGCCUGCUGAGAUAUUCCCGGCGAGGCUCCGGUCGACGUGCCACGGGAUAUCGGCGGCGGCUGGGAAGGCCGGGGCGAUGGUGGGGGCUUUUGGGUUCUUGUACGCGGCUGACGGGAUCGGCGUGAAGAAGACACUGAUCAUACUUGGGGUGAUCAACUUUUUCGGCAUGGUGUUCACGUUGCUGGUGCCCGAGUCCAAGGGUCGCUCGCUCGAGGAAAUGUCCGGCGAGAACAAGGGAGAAGAUGAACCUGAGUCGAGCCGUCGAGAUGGUGUGUAAAAAAUUAGAACAGAGCUUCGGUUAAACUUAACUAAUUAGGUCUCUACUUUGAUAUAAGCUUAAGAAAUUAUGUACUCAAUGAAGGAAGUGGCAAGAUAGUCGUCGUGGUUUUAUUUUUAUGAGCUUAUGAUGAGGAAGUAAUAAAUAAUGUAAAUAUUUGGCAAUUUCUUAGCCCUUUUUCGAAGCAUGAUGCAUUACAUGUGCUCCUUGAAACGAAA